Molecule: messenger RNA, 7479 nt
Organism: Ophidiomyces ophidiicola
Lineage: Eukaryota; Fungi; Ascomycota; Eurotiomycetes; Onygenales; Onygenaceae
Product: Mitochondrial distribution and morphology protein 12
Exons: 2
Coding region: 1-7479 (2492 amino acids)
Biological process (GO): phosphatidylinositol phosphate biosynthetic process
Cellular component (GO): fungal-type vacuole membrane; endosome membrane
Molecular function (GO): metal ion binding; ATP binding; 1-phosphatidylinositol-3-phosphate 5-kinase activity
Source: RefSeq, a predicted model, not a curated record
AUGGCGUCCCAGAGAUCCCAAGGGACAUCGAGUCCUUCCGCUUCGUCCGUUUUUCUUCCACUUGGUCGACAGUCCAGACGGAACUCGCUUGCCUCUUAUAGCGCACAAGCUGAGAAGGACAAUCUAAACGAAGCCCUUGACCAAAUCCACAAUGCUGCCUGCCAUUCAGACACGCUCACCGUCUUCAACGACUUCGCCACUCCCCCUGUACCUUCUUCCGCGGUCGAUAACAAGGCUGGCGUUGUUGGAGAUUUACAAGGUGGACUAAGCGGGUUGUAUAGCCUUUUUAGGGCAUCUGUAGGAGGAGUAAAGGAAAUGGUUGGCAGUUCGACCAAACCUUCCGAUACUCAAUUGCCUGGUCCGCCGAUGCCGAAGUCAUCAUCCGCCCAGUUGAAUUUGCCAGUUUUGGGCGCUGCUGACGACCCGCUGUCUCCAUCAAACUCAGCAUACGCUUCUAAGACGCAAUCGCCCAUUCUUGGCACGUUUCCGACACAGCCCGAGGGAAUGACGAGUUUCUCCGCCCUCAAAUCUUCUAAGCUAUCUUCAAAAGCACCUAGCGUGUCCUCAAAGUCCUCGAUACCGUCAAGCACCGCGGCUAAGUCCUCUAUCGCCCCGCUAACCAAGGUGUCACCUUCACCAUCGGUAGACCCAGCAAUCAGCGAGGUUAAUGUGAGUGUGGCCAGGCCUGGUGCACACCACACGCCAAGUAACUCGGGCAGCUUCUCAACAAGUAUUGUGACUUAUGCUGAUUCGACAGCGUCUGGCCGUGGAGAUGGCUCCUUGCAGAUUUCUUCCCUUCAAUCAUCACAGGAGUUAGGAGUUGCUGCGUUUCCUCGACCCCAAGAAGUACAGAAGAACGCGAGCAACGAUAUGUUUGAGGGGCGAGACCGGACUAUCCCUGGAACACUUCUUCCAUAUAGAACUUCGUCUUACGAGAAGGCACAGUCCCCAUCCAAAGUCACUUUAACCGACUUUGAUGCACCCUUUGCGCAGCCUCAAUGGAAGGAGAAAGAUGCCGAACUCCGUGGUAGAAGCGAAAAAUCCCUUACGGGCAACUCCAAGGAUUCGUCACCCGUUCAAACUUCUUUGACGAAUAGCAUUGCAAAAUUUUCUGCCGGUGAGAGCUCAGUGAAUGAAUUGAGAACUACAACUGCGGCUACCUCAAUAUCGACCGCCGAAAGGGACCAAUCAUCCAUCAAUUCUUCAAAGGCAUCUUUUACUAAACCUAUUCCACGAAUAAAUCAAAAUCGCCUUCCAGGGUAUGGCCCGCCACUGAUAAUGUCCCCAGGGUCACCAGCAAAUCGUUCGGCGACUGCAGCUCCACACAUUUCAUUUGAUACUCCAGAACCGGUUCGCGUGAGUCACGUCAGUGCAAAAGCCUCGAAUCACCCACAAAAGGGUAGCACCGUGCCAUUCAAAAGUAAACUACUUGGUAGAGAAUUUUGGAUGCGUGAUGAAAAUGCUAAAGACUGUUUUCAUUGCGGCGACCCUUUUUCAACCUUCCGAAGGAAGCACCACUGUCGUACUUGUGGACAGAUAUUCGACUCGAGAUGCACUUGUAUCAUAUCUGGUGCUCCCUUUGGCCACUCUGGCUCCGUGCGUGUCUGCAAACCAUGCGAAGCAGUGAUAAAUGCCCAUGAUUCCGACUCCUCUGACUUUAGCAGCGACGAUUUGAGCCAGAUGGCAUUUAACUCUCGGUCUUCUGAAGGUCUAGAUACGUCCGCCAGAGCGUUAAAUAUGGCUGACGAAGAUGAUGCAUCAUCUAUUGUGUCUCAAUCAGUCGACCAAAUUUUAAGAGCCCCAACAAUGGCUAUCCCGGCCACUCGCCGUACUACGGAUGGAAACAAUCGCCGAUCAGCUAUUCUUGAAAUAGAAUCUGAUCGCCCACUCACAAGGCCGACCUCAUCCAAGUCAUUGCGGUCUUCACUUAAUGGACGAGCUCUUUCCGUGUCCCAUAAACGUCAUCAAUCUCGGUCUCAAUUCGUUCGCGGCAUCAAGUCUUAUCAUGAGGAUAGGGCCCCCUUCCAACGCCGAAUAGGGGAGGACAGCAAUACUAGACUACAUGCGUUUCAUAGGGAUAACAUCAUUGAUCCUGAUUUGGCCCAGUAUCUUUCUGAUGACGCCUCUAGUGCUGAGGAGCAACCGAACUUGUUCUCGGUAGUUUCUGAUAAUGGCCUUUCUAAGAGCGCUGGAGAUAGUGAAAAAGCAACGUUCGGGGGCUUUCUCGCAGCGGUAAAAAAGAGCCGCUCCCGAUUAGGUGACAAGUCUGGCCAAGGUGUCUAUUUAGGCCGAGACGCCGAUGAUGCUAGCCUUAGUAGCUCAAAAGCUGUGAAUUUGGGACGUUCAACAAGACGCCGGAACUUGAGUGUUGCAGGCAGUACUCAUCAGCGUUUAUCACCAAGGGCUUCCAAGGAAACGCCGUCGGUUGUUCAUUACUUUCAGGAGCAUAAUAUACCGGUUCUCCCUGCGCCCCCAAUACCUGGAGGGUUUAAGAUGACUAGGAGCUCAUCAAUGCGAGGUGCAGGUGCCCCUCCGAUAGAACUUAAUCGCGCCAGCCUCCAGCAUGUAAGAAAGCUUCUUCGUCAGCUUUUGAAAGACGCGUCUGUUCCCCACUCACAUAGCUGGGAAACUGCCUUACUACCUAUUCUCUUAAAAGCCAUAGAUGAUGUUGAACCAGAUGUCCAGCAUGGCGAUGAUAUGGAUAUCCGCCAUUACGUUAAACUAAAAAAGAUACCCGGUGGUCGUCCAGGUGAUACAUCUUAUGUCUCUGGACUUGUUUUUACCAAGAACCUAGCUCUAAAAAGUAUGUCAAGAAGCAUACCACGACCCAACAUCCUCAUCGUAACGUUUCCUUUGGAAUAUGCCCGACAACAACAGCAUUUCAUGAGCUUGGAGCCCGUGAUACGACAGGAACGUGAAUUCUUAGAAAACCUUGUUGGAAGGAUAUCCGCACUCCGCCCCAACGUUCUAUUAGUGGAGAAGAAUGUGUCUGGGUUAGCCCUUCAGCUCCUAGAGAAAGCUGGAAUUGCAACUGUUUACAAUGUGAAGGCCAGCGUCAUUGAAGCCGUGUCUAGGUGUACCCAGACCAGAGUUAUGACAUCAAUGGACAAACUGGUUGCGGCUCCAGCGUAUCCUGGCCAAUGUGGCGGCUUUGAUGUCAAGACAUACGUUAAUAGUGGCCGAAAAAAGACCUAUAUGUAUAUUUCUGGAUGCCCUAAGGAAUUGGGCUGCACUAUUGUUCUUCGAGGUGCUAGUAGCGAUGUGCUUGUGAAAAUUAAACGAGUUACAGAGUUCAUGGUCUAUGUUGUAUACAACCUAAAGCUGGAAACCUGUCUUAUGCGAGAUGAAUUUGCAAAGAUUCCGACAUGUGGUGACAAUUCCUUGCUGACUAGUGCUCGCCCACCUGUUUCUGCCACCAAUAUGCCCGAUAGCGGUGCUCUUGAAUCAGGAGAAGGCGCAGCCUCGGAUGCUUCGCAAAGCGUAAAUGAUGUCACUCAAAACGCCGGACUCUCUGAAACGCCACUUGAACCAAAAACAGUCAGAGUUGACGUUCCGCAAGAUACUUUAAACCCAGCCUUCUAUGAGGACAUGGUAGAAAAGCAUCAAACAAAAAUACUCUCUGCCUCCCCUUUCGUCCAGUUUCGGCAACCAUACCUUUUGAUGCGUGCGAGAGAAUUAGAAAGACAGCUUGCAUAUCUCAAAAGACUUCGGGAUCAGGACUUUGCAAAGCAUACACCAAGCGAGGACACCGGAAAGUCUCAAAAAUUUGUCCUUAUUACACCUGAAAUGAUACACGAGUCACCCUCCGGUGCUUCAUCAAAGGUGAAAGAAGUCUUACAUGCAGUUCAUGACGCGGAAUAUGAUAGGGCUUUGUAUAACUACCAGACACAAAAAAGGCAAUGGGAAGCCUACAUAUCUGGGAACGUUAAUCUUUUCGAUCCAUAUGCGCACCAGAAUAUUGUUGUUUUAUACAGCUUAGUUUGUACAACUACCUCAAUCCCUUGCUCUGGGCCUGAUCUUUUUGCUCUGGACUUUUACAACGACCAUGGGUCCGAUAAAAUUUUUGAAGUCGACUGUACGUUGGGCCAAUACGUUGAAGAUUUAUGCCACAAUGCAAAUGCCAUUUGUACGGCAAACGGGUGCGAGGAGCGUAUGUUUGGGCACCAUCAGCAAUACGUACACGGGGAUGCCCAAGUCAGCAUUUUUGUUCAGCCAUAUCCAUCUAAACUUCGUGGCUUGCAGGAUAAGAUAUUAAUGUGGAGCUGCUGUAAAAUUUGUGGCAACGAAACCCCUGCGAUGCCCAUGUCUGAAAGCACAUGGAAAUACUCUUUUGGGAAGUAUCUCGAACUGUCAUUCUCCAGCGCGGAUCUACAUAUUAGAGCUGGCGUUUGUCCUCAUGACUUGCAUAGAGACCAUUUGAGAUAUUUUGGUUACAAGGAGGUUGCACUUCGCAUCCAGUACGACUCCAUUGUUCUCCUUGAAAUAAUAGUUCCACGCCCGCGAGUGACGUGGAAAGUGGAUAACGAUCUCCAACUUCGCAAUAAAGUCUUUUCUAAAGCUGAAGAGCGGCUAACGAGGUUUAUGAGCUCGGUUAAAGCGCGGUUAAGAGGCAUUAAUGUUGAUAGUGUUGUCCCUGAAAUGGCCCAAUCCUGCAAGAAAGAAGUGGAGGUUUUGAUGAAGCGAGCUAAUGAUGAGCAUGCUGCAUUGAUCAAACAACAUCAAGAGAUGUACAUGAACUCAAGAUACUGGGAAGUGAUCCCUCUGAACCGCGUAAUUCUGUGCAUGCAGGAAAAGGUCGUUGAGUGGGAUGCCACCUUUGCUGAAUUCGAGCGCAAUUACUUCCCUUCAGAGAAGGACAUCAGGCGAUUAGCAACACUUCAGUUGAAACGAAUCUUCCUUGAUAAGGACGUAUCAGUUACUUCACUCACCUCAAGCGACGAGAAUGUAGCAACACCCACAGAACCAACUGAAUCAGGGGCAGUACCCAGUAGCUCUCCAAGUCUGGCACGACGCAUGACCUUAUCCCCACAGCAAGCAAAGAGCGUUCUUGCAUCCGUUGUGGAGGAGCAUUCUGGAAAACCCAGUAAGAGCCGAAACGACGAGGAGCUAUCACCUCCAUCGACACCUAGAGGAGGGCCAACGCUACUUCUGCAAACGCCUCAAGUUUCUCAGGGGGGGGUUCAACAUUUGGAUUUGGCUAUUUCGGAUAGUAUUGCGGAAAGGCUCUCUCCACCGAAAGUGGAGUCCAAUAAAUCUCCUGAACAAGGAGUAACAAGCCCUCUACCUUCCCUAGACAGCAAUGUCAUUACAAAAGACGACUCUGUGGGAUUUGAAUUGCCUCUAAUUCAGAGCGAGACUCUGGAGAAGCCAAAACCUGACAAUCCUGAGCCUGUCACUGAGCCUUCCGGCCAAGGUGAUGUCAAAGCUCGCCAAUCGGGGAUUCCGCGGCCUUUACCUGAAAUAUCAUUUCGCCAGCGAUUUCGGGCACGGUCACCGCCACUCCUUAGGACGCAAUCUCAACCUGCUCAUCUUCAAAAGGGGAGGGAGCCUUCUGGGAAGUUCACACUCAAAAAUGCCGAGCAAUAUCACCUUGCUACACAGAAUGAUACCUCGAACGAAGAUUCCAAGCCUAAAGCAAAUGAAAAGCGACUGUCGGAGCGUCUUGGACUCUCUUCUCUUAAGUCUAGCAAGCUUUCAUCCGGCCCUUCACUAAUACCUCGUUCGGUCCCAAAAAAAUCGAACUCGAAGGUAUCGUCCCUCGCGAAGCAUUUUGAGCAGCUGAGUCGGGAAUUCGAGAAAGAGCGCCAAAAGGAACGAAGACAGCGGGCUGCACAAGGGAAGCAAUCGCGGGCAUACCCGAUGGCAUCUUCCAACCCUAUCAUGCAGGUGUAUAAAAGUGUCAAGGAUGCCGUUGAUCCUUCUGAUGAAGACUUUAUAUCGAAUGCGCCUUCGACUACCCCACCGAAAUCUAUGACGCGUGCUGAGGAUGCAGAAGAAAAUGAGAACUUCCGGGAACAGCCGCAACACAGUCUUGAGGAGCAACAAGAAGCAACACAAGAAGCUGACCAAAGGCCCUCGGAGGAAUCAGUACGAGAAGAAACUCCAUCUGAAGCUGGCGAUGGCGAGCAAAGCGAAAGUGAAAAAUGCCUACUUGAAGACUUACACUCGGUUGAGGAUGCAAACGCUAUUCCCACCGAAGAAAUGGCUAUGGAACUGAAGGAGUUACCAAAACAUGAGAGGAGCUCUCUUGUUAAGAUGCUUGCGAACUUUUGGGCAGAGCGUUCUGCUAGUGGCUGGGCACCACUUGACUAUCCGUUGAGUGAUACAGACCAUGUGUUUGCUGAUUGUGAUAUUAUUGUGCGGGAAGAUGAGCCAAGUUCUUUGGUCGCAUUCGCCCUAGACUCGGAAGAUUAUAAACACAAGCUUCGUACUAUUCAAGAGACUAACGAGAAUGUGCAGGCGGAUAUCGAAGGGGAGCCCAGGUCUCCAGAUAUUGAGCCAGAAGUUGAGCAGGCGCUGCUACGAAGCACAGGAACCCAUCUCAAGUUUCAGUUCCAAGAAGGCAGUGCGAGAAUGCUCUGCAAAAUAUUCUACGCUGAGCAGUUUGAUGCUCUUCGCCGAAAAUGUGGAGUGUCUGAACGCAUUGUGGAAUCCUUAUCCCGUUGUAUGAAAUGGGAUUCAAAGGGGGGUAAAACGAAAUCCCUUUUUUUGAAGACUUUGGAUGAACGCUUUAUUCUCAAGUCUCUGUCCACCGUCGAGACACAAGCUUUUUUGAGGUUCGCACCAGCAUAUUUCCAGAUUAUGUCUGAAGCUCUUUUCCACGAACUCCCGUCUGCAAUUGCGAAAAUGUUCGGAUUUUACCAGGUUAUCAUCAAAAACCCCAUUACUGGGGUAGAAUUUAACUGGUUUUUACUCCUCAUGGAAAACUUGUUUUACGAUCGCAAUCCCACCAGAAUAUUUGACCUCAAAGGCUCCAUGCGUAACCGAAAGGUUCAGAGCACAGGGGAACAAAACGAAGUUCUUCUGGAUGAAAAUAUGGUGGAGUUCAUUUAUGAGAGCCCUCUUUUCACCCGGGAGCAUUCAAAGAAGCUCCUCAGCCAGAGUGUGUGGAAUGACACCUUAUUUCUUGCACGCCAAAACGUGAUGGAUUACUCCCUUAUGAUAGCAAUUGAUGAAGGUCGGCAGGAGCUCGUCGUCGGGAUUAUUGACUGCAUUCGAACCUACACCUGGGACAAGAAACUGGAAUCUUGGAUCAAAGAUCGUGGCUUCGCAGGGGGCGGGAAGAAUCGACCAACUGUUACAAGUCCAAAAGAAUAUAAGAACCGUUUUCGAGAAGCAAUGGCUCGAUACGUCCUCCACGCUCCAAAUCCCUGGCACCAGUUCCAGAUUUCAAAUCUAGGGAGGCCGCUGCUUGCUGCACAAGAAAGUGACCUAGGUGACAGACACGUUGACCCGGUCCCCAACUUCAACACUCACUAA